AUGGGCGGCGGUCCUGCUGGCUCCUAUGCCGCUGCUGCACUUGCUAGGGAAGGGAUUAAUGUCACCCUGCUCGAGUUUUCUAAAUUUCCUCGUUAUCACGUUGGCGAGAGUCUAAUACCGUCUGUCCGACAUUAUCUUCGUUUCAUUGGCGCCGAAGAAAAAAUGAUAAAUCAUGGGUUCGUCAGAAAGCCUGGGUCAGCGAUCAAGUUUAAUCAGUUCAAACGUGAAGGGUACACCGAUUUCGUUGCUCUGGGGCACAAUAAUAAUGCAUGGAACGUGGUAAAUAUUUUCCUCUUCCGAGUAGUCGAAGCGCUGACUUCGAAAAAGGUUCGGUCAGAAUUCGACCACAUGCUCCUGAACCAUGCCCGUUCUUCAGGGGCAUCAGUGUACGAGCAGACAAAGGUUGAAUCAGUGUCAUUCUCUUCCGCGGAUCCCGACAUCCCCGUUGCGGUAUCAUGGACGCAUACCCCUCCCCCUUGUCCUCCUUCUCCCCCACCAUCCCCGGUUGAAUCAAAGUUCUCUGGAAUGUUCUCCUCUUCUCCGGAAAGUCUACAAGCACCCAUACGCGGCGAGACUAGUUUUGAUUACCUCGUUGAUGCAACUGGACGCGCUGGCAUUCUGUCCACUCGCUAUUUUAAAAACAGGCACUUCAACGCCUCACUGAAGAAUGUUGCGGUAUGGGGCUAUUGGCGCAAUGUAGGUGAAUAUGGAAUAGGGUCACCGAGACAAGGAUCACCCUGGUUCGAAGCUCUGACAGACGAGUCUGGCUGGGCUUGGUUUAUUCCUCUUCACAAUGGAACGACUUCAGUUGGGGUCGUGAUGAAUGAGAAGAUCUACAAAGCCAAGCUGCAGCAUCCGUUGCCUCCUUCUCCCUUUCCGGAGAGGAAUGCACCCGUGCCACCCGGUUCAACCAUAACCGGACGGUACUUGUCUGCUCUUUCCACGGCACCUGGCGUCGUGAAAUUGAUCACUUGCUCUGGGAUGCUGGAGGAAGGAAGCGUCAGGAAUGCAAGCGACUUCAGCUAUUCUGCACCGUCAUAUGCUGGAAGAAGGUACAGGAUUGUGGGCGACGCGGGAGCUUUCAUCGACCCCUUCUUCUCGAGCGGAGUUCAUCUUGCCAUGACGUCGGCGCUAUCUGCUGCCGCCACCAUUUGCGCUUCUCUUCGAGGGCACUGCCCGGAGCAUCUGGCGUCAGAAUGGCAUACACGACGUGUUUCAACCAGUUACACUCGGUUCCAAGUUGUCGUCUUAAGCGCCUAUAAGCAAAUCCGCUCGCAAAGUGACGACGUUCUAUCUGACAUAGACGAAGACAAUUAUGACCGUGCAUUCUCUUUUUUACGGCCAGUCAUCCAAGGCGCUUCAGAUAUGGGGGCCCGCCUCUCGGAGGCGGAAUUGCAAAAAUCCCUUGACUUCUGCGUGAAGCUGUUCAAUCCAACGUGCCCAGAAGAGCACGAACGUGUUUCCCAGCGCACUGCGGUGGCAAAAGAAUUGCUGGAUGUCGCAGCCCCGAUCGUCGACCCGCGCAUCUUUGAAGAUACGCUCAACGUUUCCCUUCCCGCCCCUGAUGGAGAAGACCCAGCCAACUCGUCCGACAAUGAAAGAGCGGUCGAAACCAGAAUGGUUUUAAGCAAAAUAAAUGCCAGACGUGUCGUUCACUUGGAGUAUGCUAUCAAUAAUUUCGAACUGGAACCACUGGAGGGGUAUGUUGUAAAGCUGGAACGUGGAAAACUAGGUUUGACCAUUGCAUCUUAA
Molecule: messenger RNA, 1752 nt
Organism: Cyclocybe aegerita
Lineage: Eukaryota; Fungi; Basidiomycota; Agaricomycetes; Agaricales; Hemipholiotaceae
Source: the annotation of a GenBank genome assembly